This is a messenger RNA of Pantherophis guttatus, 5073 nucleotides long. The record is from RefSeq and is a predicted model, not a curated record. Lineage: Eukaryota; Metazoa; Chordata; Lepidosauria; Squamata; Colubridae.
CAUGAAUGGAAAAGGGCCAAAGAGCAUGACUUCUGCAACUUCACCCAUCAUUUUAAAAUGGGAUCCCAAAAGUUUGGAAAUCAGGACUCUAACUGUGGAGAGAUUAUUGGAGCCACUAGUUACACAGGUGACGACCCUCGUAAACACCAGCAACAAAGGGCCUUCAGGGAAAAAGAAAGGCCGGUCCAAGAAAGCCCACGUCUUAGCAGCUUCCGUUGAACAAGCCACUCAGAACUUCUUGGAGAAAGGAGAACAGAUUGCGAAAGAAAGCCAAGACUUGAAGGACGAAUUGGUGGCCGCCGUGGAGGAUGUGCGCAAGCAAGGUGAAACCAUGAGAAUCGCUUCCUCGGAAUUUGCUGACGAUCCUUGUUCCUCCGUCAAGCGGGGCACGAUGGUCCGGGCUGCUCGAGCUCUGCUUUCUGCUGUCACUCGCUUGCUCAUCCUGGCGGACAUGGCAGAUGUCAUGAGGCUUUUAUCUCACCUGAAAAUUGUAGAGGAAGCGUUAGAAGCCGUGAAGAAUGCUACCAACGAACAAGACCUUGCAAACCGCUUCAAAGAAUUUGGAAAGGAGAUGGUGAAGCUUAAUUACGUAGCUGCUAGAAGACAACAGGAGCUAAAGGAUCCCCACUGUAGAGAUGAAAUGGCUGCAGCUCGUGGUGCCUUGAAGAAAAACGCAACAAUGCUCUACACUGCUUCACAAGCUUUCCUCCGCCACCCGGACGUCGCAGCCACCAGAGCCAACAGGGACUAUGUCUUCAAACAAGUCCAGGAAGCCAUUGCUGGAAUUUCCAACGCAGCUCAGGCCACCUCGCCCACCGACGAGAACAAGGGCCACACUGGGAUUGGGGAGCUCGCUGCAGCCCUGAAUGAGUUUGAUAACAAGAUCAUUUUAGAUCCCAUGACCUUCAGCGAAGCCCGAUUUCGGCCCUCCCUUGAAGAGAGAUUGGAGAGCAUCAUCAGUGGGGCCGCCCUCAUGGCCGAUUCGUCUUGCACCCGCGACGACCGUCGGGAGAGAAUUGUGGCCGAAUGCAACGCGGUGAGGCAGGCCUUGCAGGAUUUGCUGACCGAAUACAUGAAUAACACUGGAAGGAAGGAGAAAGGAGACCCUCUGAACAUCGCAAUUGACAAGAUGACUAAGAAGACGAGAGACCUACGAAGACAGGUACCUGCUGGAAUUGGGAUAAUUUUGACACUUUUAACGGAUGCCAUCUGUGUAACCAGAGCUUUACAAGUUCUCGAGAUGCAGACGUAUCAGAUGAGCAUUCCGAUGUUGAAAGAGAAAGCCGAGAUUGCCUCCUACGAGUGCCGUAAGAAAUUCUACGCCUAUGAAGAUGCUGCCAACCUGACGGUUAAAUUGCGAUUUCGAGAUGCUACUUAUGGUUUUCCAGUGGCUUCCAAUGUGGCCAAUUUGGCUUGUUCCAUUUCCAAUAAUGAAGAAGGGGUAAAAUUGGUCCGGAUGGCAGCAACCCAGAUUGAUAGUUUAUGCCCACAGGUGAUAAACGCAGCUCUCACCUUGGCUGCCAGGCCUCAGAGCAAAGUGGCCCAAGACAACAUGGACGUCUUCAAAGACCAGUGGGAGAAGCAGGUGCGAGUCCUGACCGAGGCGGUCGAUGACAUCACUUCCGUGGAUGAUUUCCUUUCCGUCUCAGAAAAUCACAUUCUGGAAGACGUCAACAAAUGUGUGAUUGCCUUGCAAGAGGGUGACGUCGAUACCCUGGACAGGACCGCGGGGGCGAUUCGAGGACGCGCCGCCAGGGUUAUCCACAUCAUCAACGCCGAGAUGGAAAACUACGAAGCCGGGGUUUACACUGAGAAAGUGUUAGAAGCGACGAAGUUGCUUUCCGAAACAGUGAUGCCGCGUUUUGCUGAACAAGUGGAAGUCGCCAUUGAGGCCCUGAGUGCAAACGUCCCACAACCGUUUGAAGAGAACGAGUUCAUUGACGCCUCUCGCUUGGUUUAUGACGGUGUUCGAGACAUCAGGAAAGCUGUAUUAAUGAUCAGGACUCCCGAAGAGCUAGAGGAUGAUUCUGAUUUCGAACAGGAAGAUUAUGAUGUCCGUAGCCGGACAAGCGUUCAAACUGAAGACGAUCAGCUUAUUGCUGGCCAAAGUGCAAGGGCCAUCAUGGCUCAGCUUCCUCAGGAAGAGAAGGCAAAAAUAGCUGAGCAGGUAGAGAUAUUCCAUCAAGAAAAGAGCAAACUGGACGCCGAGGUGGCCAAAUGGGAUGACAGCGGGAAUGACAUCAUCGUCCUAGCCAAACAGAUGUGCAUGAUCAUGAUGGAAAUGACGGACUUCACCAGGGGUAAAGGGCCACUGAAGAAUACCUCCGAUGUCAUAAAUGCCGCCAAGAAAAUUGCAGAAGCCGGCUCCAGAAUGGACAAACUGGCGCGGGCGGUGGCCGAUCAGUGUCCCGAUUCAGCCUGUAAGCAAGAUCUGCUCGCCUACCUUCAACGCAUCGCCCUUUACUGUCACCAGCUUAAUAUCUGUAGCAAGGUCAAAGCAGAAGUCCAAAACCUUGGCGGAGAACUGAUUGUUUCCGGGCCUGGAGUUCAAAGCACUUUCACUACCUUUUAUGAGGUAGAGUGUGAUGUCAUAGAUGGGGGCAGGGCUAGUCAACUUUCUACCCACCUACCCACCUGUGCUGAAGGCGCUACGGUUGCAAACGGAAGUGGGGACUCCUCCAUGCUGGACAGUGCCACGUCCCUCAUCCAAGCUGCUAAAAACCUGAUGAACGCCGUGGUGCUGACCGUCAAAGCCUCCUACGUGGCUUCAACCAAAUAUCAGAAAGUCUACGGCACCGCCGCCGUCAACUCACCGGUGGUCUCCUGGAAAAUGAAAGCUCCGGAAAAGAAACCGUUAGUCAAGAGGGAAAAGCCGGAGGAAUAUCAGACCAGGGUGCGAAGAGGUUCCCAAAAGAAACACAUUUCGCCCGUACAGGCUCUCAGCGAAUUCAAAGCGAUGGAUUCCUUCUAAGGCUUCACCACGAGGGGUUUUUUGGGUUUUUUUUCAAUGGCCUUCCAUGUUUUUGUAUGCGUACCUGCCAACUUGUAUGUGUCUGGCAAAGGGAGGGGGUGUUGGGGGCAGAACCAGGAUAAUAAAGCAGUGUCAAUUUUGCAUGCAACCGAGACUCGAUUAAGCCAUCAUGCAGUAUUCCUUCCCCGCCCCCCCCCCCAAAAAGACAUACAGGCGUUUCAUAUGUUGACAAGCGGCCUGUCUCACCGGUCUCUUUCCUAAAGGAGCGAAAAAACAAAACAAAACAAAAAGGCUUUAUUAUACUUUAUUUAUUUUUUAAAGAAGGCUUUUUUUUUUUGUAAAGGGGAAAAAAAUUGCAUUGUAAGACCGGGAUAGGGAAGGAGAGAUCGGGAUGGCGAGUGCGGGGUCCUUGGUGCUCUCCGAGCUUAGUUGUUUUCUUGCAGACGUUUCGUUACCAAUCUAGGUAACGUCAUCCGUGCUAGAUGGAGUAGGGUUGACUAUUUAUAUACGAGUUGUUUGCCCUGUCAAUGUUGGUCUUGGCGGUUCCUUGACUGAGCUGUUAUUUAAGGUUAGCUUGUUCGUUUGAAUCAGGGGUAGGCUUCAGAUCCUUUAGCAAUGGGUUCGCUGCCCUGUUGCUGGCUGGGUGUGGCCAUGGUGGGUGUGGCCUAGUUGGCCACCUGCACCAAGGUGAGGGGGGGCAUUUUUGCCCUCUCUAGAUUCCGGAGGCUUUCCUCGAGCCUCCGGGAGGACAAAAACUGCUUUCCCCGGGGUCCAGAAGCCCUCCGGAGGCCGGAAACAGGACCGUUUCCGGACUUAGAGAACUUCCAGGAGGCCCGUUUUUUUGCCCUCCCCAGGCUCCAGAGGCUUUCCUCGAGCCUCCAGGAGAGUGAAAACAGCUUCCCCCAGGAUUGGUAGGCCCUCCAGAGGCCAGAAACAGGCCCGUUUCCGGACUUCCGGAACUUCUGUUGGGCCCGUUUUUUGCCCUCCCAGACCCUCCGCGCGGCCCCUGCACUUACCUGGAAUGAUGAAAGGGCCGCAUGGAGACUCUUGGGAGGGGUGAGGUGGGCGUGGCCAGCCAGGGGUGGCAUUUGUGGGUUCGCUGAACUCUGGCGAUCCUUGGCUGGAGGAUCGCCCGAACCCUGCCAAACCCACAGGAGCCCACCCCUGGUUUGAAUUGGUAGGAAGUAUCACCAAGGCCACACCCAUCGACCCUGAUAGGGCAAGCCUUGCCCUAUCAGGGUCGGUGGGUGUGGCCUUGGUGGCACUUGGUAGUACUUAAAUAUACCAUGAUGGUACUUACAUAUAAACAGAGAGCAAACCCUACCACUGAUGAUGUUACCUAAUUGGGUCACGAAACGUCUGCAGGACAACAACCGAGCUCGGAGAGAACCCAAGGACCCCCACAGCUCAACCCCGAGCAUCAAAUAUUCUCUUCUCUAGGGCAGGAAGAGCUUGUCCAUGCCCGGAACGUGGAGGUUGGCAGGAACAUUUGCAGAUGGGAAAUCUUGAAAGUGCAGUGUGUGUGGGGGGGUCCAUAACAGCUUGUGUUGCUUUUGUAAUCUAGCCAAUGUGCUUGACUGUGUGGCCUGAAUAACGAAACGAUUUAAUUUUGAGCCCUCUUCAUUUACGGUAUGUGAAUUUUUAACCCAGACGGUGAUUUAAAAAAAAAACAACAACGAAACAAAACACGGAAUGAAUGCUUCCUUUUUAACUCACUUCCCCCCCCCCUUUUUUUUAUUUCUAAUAGUGUUACGGCAACGAAUCCUCCUCUAAUUUCAGCCAUUGCCUUCUCCCUUCUUCCCCCCGCCCGCCCGCUCGCCCCUCUCUUUCAAUCAAACUCGUUUUUCUUUUUCAAACUUGAGUUUCUUCUGGUGAAGUAUGAAGCACAACAUGGUGGUUGACAUUGCCUUUUGUAUUAUUAUAAUUAUAGCGAAUUAAUAUUAUUAGACAUAGAGCCGGUGGUAGAAUGUGUAAAAAAAGACAUGGGAGCUGAGAUCAUGUCGGAAUUUAGAAACAAAUAUGUAGGUGUAGCUUUGGAUUACGGCAAGAUAGUCCAAUAGACCAUCAUAACCGCUAACUCAAUAAACUUAUUUAACCUUGGC